AUGAUUACUGAAGAUAAUCUUUCGACUGAAUUCAGUCCAAAAAAUGAAAUUAUUGAUAAAGAUCAACGUCGUUUAUUAUUACUUAAUGAUUCUAAUUAUGGAAUAGUUCUUUGUUUUCUUGAAAAAUUUCGAUCUAUACUCGAUUUACCAAAUUAUUCAUUACAACGUUUUGAAGAUCAUCUUAUAAAUUAUGAAGAACGAAAUUCAGUUCCACCACGUCUUAUUGAUUUUCAUUUUAUUCUUCUUAAACGAUUGUCAUUAGCUAAAAAUACUCAACGUGAAAAAUUUGAUUCAAUAAUUACUAAAUUUGCUUCUCGUUUUGAUUUAAAUGAUAGUAAUCAUUUGUCAACAACAGGUUAUUUACAAGCAGAAAUUAAUGUUAAAGUUCGAAUUUUAAAAAAUUUACUAGAAAGUCAAUUUGAUUUAAAUCAAACAUUUAAAAAUACGCUUGUUGAUAAAACAGCAAGAGAAAUUAAAUCAAUACCGUUAGGUCGUGAUCGUUUUGGAAUGUCCUAUUGGCUUUUUAUGGAUACUGAUUGUUUUGUGCGUUUAUUUCGUGAGGAUGCUGAUAUUGAUCGAACAUGGACUAAUGUUGCUAAAGAUCGAAAUGAAUUUGAAAGUUUUAUAAAAUUAUUAAUUACAGAUUCUGUUGUACGAGCAAAGUUUUCCGACUGGACUGUUGAUUAUGAGCCGUUUUCUUCAUUAUCACCUUCGGAUGAAUUUGAAAAAUGCUACUUACCUUCUGCAAUAGAUAUGAAAGAAGAAGAUAUUAAACCAAUAGUAAAUGAUGAUGAAAAACUUGAUGAAUCAAUAAAGAAAAAACGUGGACGACCAAAAGGUUCAGUUAACUCAAUAAAAAAUGAAAAACCUCAAAUUGAAAUGGAAAUUGAACAAGAAGAGGAGGAAGAAACCGAACCAGUAUCGACAGAUGAUGAAAAACCUGAUAUUCCAAUAAAACGAAAACGUGGACGACCAAAAGGUUCAAUAAACUCACCCAAAAAAGAAAUUAAACAAGAGAAAGAAGAAGAAGAAGAGAAAAAUGAACCAAUGUCACACGAUGAUGAUGAUGAUGAAAAACCUAAUGAACCAAUAAAAAAGAAACGUGGACGACCAAAAGGUUCAAUUAAAUCAUUAACCAACGUAAAAAAUCAAGUAUAUAUUGAAAUAAAAGAAGAAAAACACGAAGUUGAAUUAACACUCAAUCAUAAUCAAACUAAUGAUAUGUUAACAAAAAGAAAACCUGGACGACCAAAGAGUUUAACAAAGGAAAUCGACAUGAAUAUAAAAGAAGAAGAAAUUGAAUAUACAUCAAUUGAAUACGAAAGCAUUGAAGAAUCAAUAAAGAAAAAACGUGGACGACCAAGAGGUUCAGUAAAAUCUGUAAGCAAUACAAAAAAUCAAAUCGAAUUAGAAAUAAAAAAUGAACCAAAUGAACAAGUCAUAACAACAACUCGUCGAGGUAGAAAACGUAAAAUUAUUACUGAAGACAACAAUAAUAAUGAAAAUUCUAAAAUCGAAGACAAUGAUCAACAACAUGAAGAAUCAUUUAUUGACGAUGCUAAUCUUUCUAUACGUCGAUCAUCACGACCACGAAAAGCACCAACAAUAGAACCAACAUCUGUUCUCACUUCGAAAACUAUAUCACAGGUAUGA
Messenger RNA from Rotaria sp. Silwood1, 1653 nucleotides. Lineage: Eukaryota; Metazoa; Rotifera; Eurotatoria; Philodinida; Philodinidae. The record is from the annotation of a GenBank genome assembly.